AUGGCAGAAACAAUCGGCCUCAUUGCGUCCCUAGUAUCCAUAGCCAGUGCUGGGCUCACGCUUGCCCAAAAACUCCACGAUUACGGCGACGGCGUUAGGUCGAGCGGUAAACGGACUCAAGAGAUAGCCAUUUAUGUUCGCUCUACGGCAACGGUCGUCGAAGAAGUAGCGAAUAUUUUCGAAGAAGAAGGAGUUGCUAGGCGGAAUCUCAUCUCCCAGAAGGCGAUUCAGACCGUUGAAGAUGUGGUAACACAGUGUUCAGCCCUGUUCGACCAGCUUAAUCAGUGGCUGGACAGAGCGGGGAAUUUGGGUAGGCUGGAGAAGUGGACGUUUCCACUGCGGGAGUCGAAAUUUUUUCUGUUACAAAGUAAUCUCGAGAGUUUGAAGAUGACGCUGCAGUGCUUCUUGCAGGUCAUCAUCUAUGCGCGGUUAAAGGCUGAGAAGAAGGAUGACGAUCAGAACCAUCGAAGGCUCAUCGAGGAGCUUAUUUCCCUGCAAAGGCAAGCAGCUGCGGCCUACGAGCGUCAUAAGAUCGAGGAUGAAGAGGAGUCCGUUCGCGAGGAAAAACUGUUAGGUGUGAGGCGGAAUAAGAUCAAGGCCAGUGAAGAAGAUGAGCGCGAGCUUUCAGGCCCAUCCGUGCCGAAUCCCAAUACAAUUCCUUCUGAGCCACAUUUGUCAGCAUUGGAACCAAUAACAGGAUUCUCUCACAAAGCGGACAGAGGAUCUUCUGCUUCAAUCGCAGCGAACGGCAAUCACUUCCUCGAACCGUCUGAAUCGAAAGCCAUCGUUCGGGGAUAUCAAUCCAGCAUUUGUUCAGAACAAAUAGGAGAUUCAACGAGUAGCGCCCGAUCUCGGACGGAAAAGAUAGCAAGACCCAAGUCCGUUGUGACUUCACUAGAGGAUCCCAAAAUAGCAACGGACCCAGCCCCAGAUCACACUAAGGGUGCUCUCGACAGAGACUUCCAUGAACUCGCUCGAGGCUGGGAUGACCUUGUUCAUGCAAUCGGUCAAGUAAUGCACACUUUAGCAGUGACCUGUUGCUGCUGCGCCCCGAAACAAAAGAGUGAAGCUUCACUGGGAUUGGGCGUCGAGGAUCCAAAUAUUUACUCUUCCAUGUGCGCAACACAACACGCUACCCCUACGGUUGUGACGCAAUGCGCGCCUUCUUUCAGGUUCCCAGUGCAAUACGAUCGGCCACGCGACGCAACCAUCUCUAGACCAGACUAUUUCUAUGAGCCUCGGCCUCUCUCCGUGCCCCCUCCACUACAUUCUGGUGCCAUAGAUCCGACGCACGGCAGAUCUGACCAGGAGAUGAACAAUAUGCGAAACACCUAUGGUAAGCAAAAGAUUGCACUUCAGGGAGGAGUACCAAUCGGGGUGCUGCCAAAUCCGGAGGAGGCAACAUAUGUGGCAUCGUACGAGGUUGAUGAGCUAUUGGACCUGUGGACGAAUCUGAACCAGGAGUCUCGGACACCACCCCUGAGCAUAGUGGGACAUGACUAG
Molecule: messenger RNA, 1503 nt
Organism: Aspergillus pseudoviridinutans
Lineage: Eukaryota; Fungi; Ascomycota; Eurotiomycetes; Eurotiales; Aspergillaceae
Exons: 3
Coding region: 1-1503 (500 amino acids)
Biological process (GO): regulation of DNA-templated transcription
Source: RefSeq, a predicted model, not a curated record